This is a messenger RNA of Misgurnus anguillicaudatus (oriental weatherfish), 1463 nucleotides long. The record is from RefSeq and is a predicted model, not a curated record. NCBI's taxonomy places the organism in Eukaryota, Metazoa, Chordata, Actinopteri, Cypriniformes, Cobitidae.
GGCAUGCAAGGAGGCGAUUUCAUGCUUUCAACCAACAUUCUUCUCUCUGGCAACAACCACAGAAAAAUCCAUCUCCUCUUCAAUUUUAUGUGUAUGGGAAUGGUGGCUGAGAGUACAUUUUUUGCCAUACAGUCUGAAUACUGCCUAAAGCCUGUUGAGGAGUUUUGGGAAGAGAGUAGAGAGAGGGUGUUGAACAGGCUUCGACAAAAGACUGAAGUAGUUGUACUUGGUGAUGGCAGAAUGGACUCCCCAGGUCACUGUGCACAAUAUUGUACGUACACUAUGAUUGAGCUUGAGACUCGUGAUAUUGUGCACAUUGUCAGCGAGGACAAAAGGAAGUGUGGGAGGAAUUCCGUCAUCUUGGAGAAAGUCUGUUUUGAAAGUACAAUGGACUGCCUUCUCAACGAAAUCCCUAUCAAAGAAGUAGUGACGGAUGCUCACAGACAAAUAUCUGCCUUGCUCGACCCAGUACGUGGAAAAUACAAGGAUUGGUCUUUAACUCAUUCGCUGGAUGUUUGGCAUGCUUCAAAAAAUCUUGGGAGGAAGCUCCGCGAAGCAGCAAAAGGCAAGGAAAAUUCUAUGCUGAUGCAUUGGGUCAAGGAUAUUGUGAACCAUUUCUGGUAUUGCUGUCAGCAUGCAACAACUGUAGAGCAGUUUAAGAUGCUGUGGCAUGGUGUACUACAUCAUGUACGCAAUGAACACACAUGGGCCACAGGGUUCUGUGAGCAUGAGCCAUUGGAUGACAGCAGUCGAGAAAAGCCAUGGAUACAGCAAGGUUCUGCUGCUCACCAGACCCUAACUGCCAUUGUUUUGAACAAACGCUGGCUGAAAGAUGUCAAAAAGUACAUUACAUUCAGGACUACCUCAGAUUUAGAGAGUUUUCAGAACCAUAUUCUGAUGUAUGCAGGGAAGCGCUUUGCCUACAAGUACAAAGUGUACAGAACCAGGGUUUUUCUUGCAGCAAUUGAUUACAACUACCACAAUGGCCGCGAGCAUAGACGCAACAGAAAAGGAGAAAAAAUGUAUGUAUUUUUACUGUAUACACUUUUUAAUUUAUUAUUGGAAGGGGAAUACUAUGUGGUAUUCUGUGUUUACAGUUACAGAAGGUACUACAACAAGAAGUCGAAAAACUGGAGUGUGCAUGUUACAAAAGAGGCCAAGACGUAUGCCUACAUUCCCGACCUGCAGAAGGCAAUUCUCAGGAAAAGAUUAGAAAGUGGGUCAGGCAUUCCUCGAAGAAGAACUCUUUCUCAAGAUGACCCUGAGCGCCUUGGGCUGGUUGGCACAGCAGAGACACCACCCCCCACUGCUGAACUUGUGGCAAGACACAUUUCUCGGGGAGCAAUGGCUCUAGUAAUGGAAGACUAAAACUGAACAAAAACUGUUACAAAACAAACAUUGUUUCUUUAUUUGAAUAAAAUAAAAUAUUGAAUAUUAUAACUUUUACACUGUGCAUAGUAUUC